This is a messenger RNA of Coregonus clupeaformis (lake whitefish), 4131 nucleotides long. Its product is annotated as ubiquitin carboxyl-terminal hydrolase 49. Gene Ontology annotation, molecular function: cysteine-type deubiquitinase activity; zinc ion binding. Gene Ontology annotation, biological process: protein deubiquitination. The record is from RefSeq and is a predicted model, not a curated record. NCBI's taxonomy places the organism in Eukaryota, Metazoa, Chordata, Actinopteri, Salmoniformes, Salmonidae. The transcript is spliced from 7 exons. Bases 767 to 2788 code for a protein of 673 amino acids. Gene Ontology annotation, cellular component: cytoplasm.
AAUGACUUGAUUCCAGGACCGAAAUAGUUCGGUUGUCUCGAGGUCUAAAACAUCUUUCGCGUGCAGAUGAUGGCGGUAAAUAGAAGCGGAACGCAUUUUGUAUUUUUUUUUUUUUUACAAAUACAACAAACAGUUAUUUAAGGGAUCAACUACUGACAUUGUCGUGUAGUGUUUUGUCAACCUCUGGAAGUUAGGGUUUCAUUUUACUGUUAGCUAGAUAGCUACAUUGCAGGUUUUCUGAGAAUCUGUGACUUUAUUUGUAUGUUGACCUCCCGGUGUUUUGUUUGAAGAUGUACUCAAAAGUUGAUAUACGACACAUUUAGCUUUGUUUACAUUGUGGAUUCUAGCUAGCAUGCUAGCUAGUUAGAUGGCAAAACGGCAGUGAUUUUUUUUCUCCGUGUAGUCAACCAUAUCAACCAGAAGUUGUUCAGUGUUCACAAGAGUGGAUUUCAGACUAGUCUUUGUUCUGAUGGCUAGCAAGCCUAGCUAGCUUAGCUAAUGCUAGCCAUCAUCAGGCUAUUGAUUCUCUGCAUUGUGUUAAAUUAAAGAAAUAAAGAACACCGGUAUAAGGGACACCAUUAUGAGUUUAUUCAGGAUCCGGAACCAGACAUGAGUGAAGCUGAUUGAAUGCACCUGAAGGUCCCUUUGCUUAUGUUGAAAGAACACUGACUUACAUCAGCACACAGUGUUUUUUACAGAUGAGCUGCUGCUUGGCACAGAGGCGUGUGUCCUGACGCUGUGGGCAGGCACAUGUGCAUCUGGAGAGAUGGACCGCUGUAAGCACGUGGGGCGUCUUCGCCUAGGCCACGAACACUCCAUCCUCAACUCACAGAAAUGGCGCUGUAUGGACUGCUGCACCACCGAGUCAGUGUGGGCCUGUCUCAAGUGUUCCCACGUGGCCUGUGGCCGCUUCAUGGAGGAGCACUCCCUCAAACACUUCCAGGAGUCAAACCACCCCCUGGCCAUGGAGGUGCGGGAGCUGGACGUCUUCUGCUUCGCCUGUGGGGACUAUGUGCUCAACGACAAUGCUGAAGGAGACCUCAAGCUCCUGCGAGGGGCGCUCUCCACUGUGCGCAGCCCUGGCAGGCGCUCCCUGCGCUCCUCUGCAGGGGGUGACUGCAACCCCUGGGUGGGCGAGAGCGGGCCCCAGCCUGCCAUGCAGACGGCGUUAUGGCACCGAAGGAAGGUGCUGCUGGGGAAGAUGCUGCGCCGCUGGAGGAGCCGGCAGCAGGAGGAACAGAGCCAGCGGGAGGAGAAACUUGAGGAGGUCCGGCGCCAGAAGAAUGAGGUGAAGAGGAGACUCAUGGGAGAGCUGGCCAAUGUGCCGCCCAGGAAGAGUGCCAGGCUGCUCACCCAGGCACCCCGCUCAACCAUCACACUCAUCCCCCUGAAGUUCCGCGACCCUCCGGAGCGUCUGCCUCCGCCCAAAAAGCCCUCCCUUCUAUCCCUGAAGCCCCCCAGCAAUGGCAGGACCCGUAAACUCAAAGUACGGAGGUACUACUCCUCCCAUAAAGCGACCCGUCGUAGACUGGCCCCGGGGGUCACAGGGCUACGUAACCUUGGGAACACGUGCUACAUGAACUCUAUCUUACAGGUGCUGAGCCACCUGCAGAAAUUCAGGGAGUGCUUCCUCACAUUGGACAUGUGUGAGACUGAGGAGCUGCUGGCCAAGACAAACCAGGGUGUGGCUGGGGCUGUGGUGGGGAGUGGUAGUGCAGCCACACCAGGCUGCCCUCUGGGACGUGGCAUGGGGAAGGCAGCCAGUGGGGGUCUCACUGCUGUCAGCAAGCAGAGCUCGCCCCCCUGCCUAAACGCAGCAGAGCUGGUUCAGUCCAAGGAGCCGCGCACCUCCACCCGCCAGCAGAUGUCACUGUGCCACGAGCUGCACACACUGUUCAGGGUCAUGUGGUCGGGCCGAUGGUCAUUGGUGUCGCCCUUUGCCAUGCUACACUCUGUGUGGAACCUGAUCCCAGCGUUCCGCGGCUACGACCAGCAGGACGCCCAGGAGUUCCUGUGUGAGCUGCUGGACAAGGUACAGCAAGAGCUGGAGUCAGAGGGCAGCAAGCGCAGGAUCGUCAUCCCCAUCACCCAGAGGAAGCUCUCCAAGCAGGUGCUCAAGGUCCUCAACACCAUCUUUCACGGACAGCUACUCAGCCAGGUGACUUGUCUGUCCUGUAAGCACAAGUCGAACACGGUGGAGCCGUUCUGGGACCUGUCCCUGGAGUUCCCGGAGCGCUACCACAGCACGGAGAAGGGCUCGGCUGCGUCUCUGGCCUACCAGCGCAGCUGCUCCCUCACUGAGAUGCUGGCCAAGUUCACUGAGACGGAGGCUCUGGAGGGCAGCAUCUAUGCCUGCAACCACUGCAACAGGAAAAGACGGAAGACGUCCCACAAGCCCCUGGUUCUGUCAGAGGCAUGUAAGCAGCUGCUGAUCUACCGCUUACCUCAGGUUCUACGGCUGCACCUCAAACGCUUUAGAUGGUCAGGCCGGAACCACAGGGAGAAGAUUGGCGUCCAUGUGGCCUUUGACCAGGUUUUGAACAUAGAGCCCUACUGCUGCACAGACUCGGGCCAGUCGGUUCACAGAGAGGGCUACACCUACGACCUGUCUGCUGUAGUCAUGCACCACGGGAAAGGCUUUGGCUCAGGGCACUACACUGCAUACUGCUACAACACAGAGGGAGGUUUCUGGGUCCACUGUAAUGACUCUGAGAUGAACGUGUGCAGCGUGGAGGAGGUGUGCAACACUCAGGCCUACAUUUUGUUCUAUACCCAGAGGUCUGCCUAGACCCCUCUCUCUCCUACACCCUACACCAGGGUGUACUACCUGACUGAUGUCUACCUGGUCUGGGGGACUGAGACCUAUAUCUGUGUCUGUUGCCUAGGGGUCUGCCUGGGCAUGUUACACUUCCUCUACCAGGCUACAUCCUGGUUUACACCUAGAUUUGCCCUGGCUUGAAACAACUCAGCCCACAUUUGUUGAGUCUGGUAUGCUAACAGCCAUGUGAGAGCUACUGAACGUUGUACCACAAGGGAAAGCAACGUUGAUCACGGUUAGUUAUAUAUUUCACCAGGUGUCAAAGUGCUUUACAUUGUAUAGGAGUUAACUUGCCUCAUCCUCCACCAAUGUUUAUUAUCUCCCUCCUAGGGUGAUGAACAGCAGCCAUUUGGAACGGAAUAGGAAUCCUUCCGUGGCUAAACUAAUUGAGUUUCCCUUUUGUGGCUCAGGAUCAGAGAUGAUUAAUUGCAUCAGGUGAUUCAGAGCCUGGGUGGAUUAUGGCAAGCCUGCAGAUACUAUCAGACACUCCAUAACCAAUGUUGCCUAGCCUACCUCUGUUCUGUAUUCUCAACCACAAUGAGAUGUCAGCCAAGGGCAUUUUAGUCUCCAACCCAGUGUCAUCUUUAUCUCACUAUGACCUUUCUCGUUCUGACACGUUCUGCUGUGGAUAUCUCAGGCUUGAAGGCCUUGGUCUGGGCCAACAGAAUGAAUGGUAUAGAUGGUGUGUAGAUAUUCCUUGAUGUACUCCGUUUCCCUACCUUGAAUUGAGGUAUGGGGUUGUGUGGCAGACAGCUACUUUGGAGAUGGAUGGAAACUGUAUUGAGCCAACUGGCGUCAUGCUGCACCUUUAUGGAGGAGGGGCUUAGGUUAUUGAUCCCAUGAUCAAUGGGCUCCUUCUGAUAUUUUAUUGACUUCUAUGUCAUGUGGCAGCUCUCUUCUCCUCCUACCUUAAUUGUAGAGGCUAGUUUAGGCUCUGGUUGGAGUCCGGUAACUCAGUUCAUGGGUAGAAAUGGAUGGAAGAAUGAACAAAGGACUGAGAUAUUGGAGAGUGUGUUGUUGGGAUAAUUGUUUGGGUUAAGAGGGGUACCCAUUUCACUGGAGUGGAGCACCUGCAAGCAAUAUACGUGUGACAUCAUGACAUGAAAUCCAAGAUAAAAUCAGGAAUUCUUCAGCUUUGUAAUACGUAGUUUUUUUUCUACUCUGCUGUUUCUAUUUGGGGUCUUAAUAGUUUGCCAGAUUCUCAAGAGUUAUUGUACUGCUGGUCUUGAUAUGAAUCAAAUACACUGAACAAAAAUAUAAAUGCAACAAUUUCAAAGAUUUUACAGAGUUAAGGUACAUAUAAGGAAAUCAGU